Messenger RNA from Pogonomyrmex barbatus (red harvester ant), 1560 nucleotides. RefSeq names its product Poly(ADP-ribose) polymerase 16. Gene Ontology annotation, molecular function: NAD+ poly-ADP-ribosyltransferase activity. The record is from RefSeq and is a predicted model, not a curated record. Lineage: Eukaryota; Metazoa; Arthropoda; Insecta; Hymenoptera; Formicidae.
UUCCUAGACGGCUUAAGAAUUCAACAUAUGGCUCUCAUUCACAUAUUACUACACGUAUCAUAUAUACAUUUGUUAUUUCUCCAAUAUCAUAAGCUCCGCGAUAUUUUAUCGUUGGGAUCGAAUGCGCAAGUAUGUUAGUGAGGGUAAUUUGGGACAACAAGAGAGAUAAAAAAUUACCUGCGUCACUAUGCAACUUCAUUAGUAUAUGAUAUAAGAGUUAAUGAAUGAGACAAUGGCAUAUUCCAAUCAAAAUCACGAGGCAACUAAAGGUAUAACAGCAAAACAAAAUGGACAAUAUGAAAUUCCAAAUGAGAAAACUGUAACCAAGACUGGCUUAGAUAUAUUGUAUACAUCACGAAUAGAUCGUGGUAUAACCGAUGAAGAUGUGGAGAAGAAGAUAUCAUCACUGAAACAUCUCCUGGAGAAAGACCCAAAGGCUGCUGAUUUAAAGUGGUCUCUUUUUGUUGCGGCAUCCAACACUUAUCGUUACGAUAGUUGCUUAAAACCAUUUCCACCUAUGUACAUUAAGAAUGAAUGCAAGGAUAUUGAAGCAUUGAGGAGAGCUAUAGAAUCAGUUCCUCCCUUGCCCGUGAUAUGUAAAGAACUUAGUGAGAAUAGCGUCUAUGAGAAUUAUGGUGAGACAAUAGAGUUACUGUAUUGGGUAUUAUUACGAUUGAGAGACCCAUACGUCAAGAGCGUGGAAAGAGAAUGUUAUAAUUCCAUACUGAGGAAAGUGCCAUUAGAGGUACCAGUUGCAGCUCCGAAUCUUAUAUUUCAAGUAACAAGCGCGAAACAAUCUGCAGCUGAAGAGAAAUGGAAGUCAAGCGCUAAAGGGAAUUCGACAUUUUAUGCGUACCACGGCAGUCGCUUAGAAAACUUUCAUUCUAUUGUGCAUUACGGUUUACAACAAAACAUGUGCAAAAGAUCACAAUUUGGUAAAGGAAUAUAUCUUUCAAGCGAAUUAGGAGUGAGUUUACCAUAUAGUCCUGUGGGUUACGGAUGGGGAGGUAGUCUUCUUGGGAGCGAGAUAAGUUGCAUAGCUCUCUGUGAACUUAUUAAUCAUCCUAACAUAAAGCGAGGAGAUUCAAAACAUGACGCACAAAAUACAUUGAAUGAUUCGAUCGCUGGACGAAUACCGAACAAAUACUUCGUAGUAACGAAUAGUGAUUUAGUAAGGAUACGCUACUUACUCGUCUAUACUCAAGAUCUCCAUACAACUAGUACUACUGAUAGUACGGGAUUAUUGGCAUGGUUCAAACAACACAAAUUAUUGACAUUUGUGCUCGGCUACGUCGUGUUAUUAGCCUCAGUUGGACUAACACAGAACAAACAAGUAGAAAAAUAUUAUAGACUAUUUAUUCAGAAAGCAGGAUUCGAAUAAAAGAAGACUGCAAAUUUAUAUGAUUUGACAUUGCGAUAAGUUGAAGUCUCAAUAUAACAAAGAAAGACUACAAAUGCUGUAUUUUCGUAAAAUAGAGCUUUAUGUGCCAAGAUAUCGAGAUAUCGCAAAUGUUACAAGUAUUUUAAGAAAAUACACAGAAAAAAGUUUCAAUCAAAAAA